CUAAACCCCUCUGAACCCCACGUCAAACGUCCAUUGAGUGAUGUUUAGUUUCUGUGUCCUUCUAAGCCUGCGCCAGUAGUAAGAUGGCUGCUUUCAGGCGCCCAAUAAGUUCGGAAUUCCUGGAUUCCGCCAGCCGAGAAUCAGUCUGCUACGAUCUUCCCUGCGUCGAUCCCGCAACUGGAGAUGAUACCCAGCUACCUCAAGAUGAUACUGCACUCGAUUCCGCUGACCAGUUUGACAAUUCAUACACGCUAAUGGGGCUUGACUCAUCAGACUCCUGGUGGCAGUUCAUUGAGACGGACGCCAAUACCAGCGUUUUCCCACUUGAUACAGGAUCCCAGCGAGGGCUUCCUCGUCGAAGGAGCAGAUAUCGCAUCCAGGAGAUUGAUCGACGGGCAGCUGCAACCUUCAUACCAAUUGUUUCGGGCCCCGCCGAUCCUCUAGAACGCUGGAAGAAUUCUCCGCCUGAAGCCGAAGCAGCCAGCUUAUCGGCCAUCCAGAAUGCUCUCGAGAAUGCACCGACGGAUUCAGGAGUAAGUCGAGGGCCCGCGCUGGGCCCGCACCUGGAUGACUUGUUUCAAACGCCUCGCCAUGCAUCUUCCCGAGCAGCUUCAACGGUAAGUGGCGCAAGUGCCACCAGUGCGUCCUCCUAUCGCUCCAACCGAUCUCGCGUAUCUGCUCGAUCGCAUGGCAGCCAGUCCGGCUCUGAUAGGUCAAUUGCGGGGAUACAAAAGAAACAGGUCAGCGCGGGCAGAAAGAAGAGGAGUUCGGCCAACAACCCUCGUAUAUUCUGCUGCACGUUUUGCUGUGAUAAAUUCAAGAGCAAAUAUGACUGGGUGCGCCACGAGAAGUCCCUUAAUCUGGACCUGGAAAACUGGUCGUGCGCGCCGUUCGGUGGUUCUGUCAUCCUGCCAUCCACAGGCCGCACCCAUUGUGCCUAUUGCAACCAGCUGGAUCUAUCCCCCACUCACCUCGAGCAGCAUAAUCAUGGAGUCUACCACCUGUUCCAGCAUCUGCGCCUUGUCCACCGUCUUGAAACCAUGCCACUCACCGACGGGUGGAAGAAUGUGGCCACAAACUUCCAGUCCCGUUGUGGAUUCUGCGAUAGUCGGAUGACCGGCUGGGACGAUCGAGCUGACCAUUUAACCAUGCAUUUCCGCCAGGGCUGUACCAUUGCCCAGUGGAAAGGCGACCAUGAGCUCCCGCCGGACAUCACCGCUCAAGUGAAACAUAGCGUACCUCCAUAUCUGCUCGACUUUGAGUCUCGAACUUUCGUUCCCUUCUCUGCCAUCAACGGUGCUGUCAAUGAUCAUCUUUCUCAGAUGCUCUCCCGGGCCAGCUUCCGAAACGUACUGGGCGAGCCUGAGACGACUCCGGACUCGGAAGCUCCGCAGCUGGAGUUGCCGCCAGCCCCCGAGCCUCAAUUGGAUUGUUACACUGAAGUGCUUACUCGCCACCUGAGUCAUUAUGCGCGAGAGAUAAUGAGCAGUGGCGUGGUUCCCACGGACCAGAUGUUCCAGUCAGAAGCGAGGCGUAUGAUGUUUGGUUCUGAAGACCAAUGGGACCAAACACUGGCGGAUGUUCCGGAAUGGCUGGCCAAGUUUCGCCGAGAGCAGGGCAACGAUGGUUUUCUGUAUGAAUAG
Messenger RNA from Aspergillus aculeatinus CBS 121060, 1643 nucleotides. RefSeq lists its product as uncharacterized. Bases 84 to 1643 code for a protein of 519 amino acids. The record is from RefSeq and is a predicted model, not a curated record. The transcript is spliced from 3 exons. Lineage: Eukaryota; Fungi; Ascomycota; Eurotiomycetes; Eurotiales; Aspergillaceae.